Messenger RNA from Ictalurus furcatus (blue catfish), 2473 nucleotides. RefSeq names its product dynein light chain roadblock-type 2 (gene dynlrb2). The record is from RefSeq and is a predicted model, not a curated record. Gene Ontology annotation, molecular function: dynein intermediate chain binding. Gene Ontology annotation, cellular component: cytoplasm; cytoplasmic dynein complex; centrosome. The coding region runs from base 86 to 376 and encodes 96 amino acids. Gene Ontology annotation, biological process: microtubule-based movement. NCBI's taxonomy places the organism in Eukaryota, Metazoa, Chordata, Actinopteri, Siluriformes, Ictaluridae. The transcript is spliced from 4 exons.
GACUGUUUCCUGUUUCACACUUCCGUCUCUACGCAGCAACGAAAAAACACAGAAACACCGCACAGGGAAGAGACUGCAGAGGAUCAUGGCUGAAGUGGAGGAAACACUGAAGAGGAUUCAGACACACAAAGGUGUUAUAGGGACAAUAGUUGUAAAUGCUGAAGGUAUUCCUAUUAGAACAACGUUGGACAAUUCCACCACAGUGCAGUAUGCAGGCUUACUUCAUCAGCUCGCUAUGAAAGCCAGGAGUACAGUCCGAGACAUAGACCCUCAGAAUGACCUCACUUUUCUACGUAUUAGAUCCAAGAAACAUGAGAUCAUGGUGGCACCUGACAAAGAAUAUCUUCUGAUAGUGAUUCAGAACCCGGCUGAAUAGAAGGACAGAAUCAGCAAGCGCACACUUUAUAUCAUGCGUAUUCAUUUAUCUUCUCAUUGCCUUACUGGUUUAAUCUGCUUUCUGCAACCUAAAAUUGAAUUUUAAUAGCAUUUCUAUAAAACAUACACUUGUAUACUUUUUACCUUGCAAAAACACUUUGUUUAAUGAAAUAAAAUGUCAUCUGCAGGGAAAAAUCUAGUUAAGCUCUUUAUUUAAUUUCAGUAAUGUAGCUGAUUUGAUAUUGCUCAAUUUUAACCAAAGGCUUUUUUAACUUCACUAAACUGUCCACUAGAUGGAGCUGUUUCUCUAGACAUUGGAAAUUUUACUAUUGUAUUUUUGUAUGUAUUGGUAGCAUGUUUUCCUCACACCUCCAGGGUUGGGUGUUUAAAUUCUGCCCCCGCCCUGUGUGCAUGGAGUUUGCAUGUUCUCCCUGUGCUUCGGGGAUUUCCUCCAGGUACUUUGGUUUCCUCCCCCACUCUAAAGACAUGUGCUGUAGGCUGAUUGGCAUUUCCAAAUUACCUGUAGUGUGUGCAAUUGUACCCUGUGAUGGGCUGGCAUCCCAUCCAGGGUGUCCCCUGCCUUGUGCCCCAAGUUAGGGAUAGGCUCCAGGCUCGCCCUCGACCCUGUGUAGGGUAUGCGGUACAGAAAACAGAUGGAUUUUGUAUGAUGACGCUUAGCAGGGACCAUUUGAUUAAGGAUUCCUAGCUUGAAAAUGUCAUCAUUUUGCCUCUUCGAGAGGCUUCUUCUACAGGGACUUCUAGAAUGACCGAAAUGACAUUUUAAAAAAUUAAAUAGAAUAAAGGGUAUAUGAUGAUUGUUAAUAGCUUGAAGUAAAAAAUUCGCCUUAGCAUGUGGAAAGAUACACAGCACUUGGGACAAAGAAAGGCCACACUGAUUAACAACGGAGCGUGUUGGAUAUGGCGAAACACAUGUACUACUCCCGAUUUAUUUAUUCAUUGAUUUAUUCAAUGUUUUUAAUAUAUUUGUAGAAUAGAAAAUACCAAAGACAUAAAAAAAAAAAAUCACGGGAGUUGGAGGGAUUGGUCAGAAUUCCUUCAGGAGCAGGCAGGGGGGGUCAUAAAAACAUAUCAUGAUGUUACACUGGCAAUUACCAUUGACAAGCAUUAAAUUAAUUAUAUUAAUUACUAUUAAAGUAUUCAAAGGAAAUAAAAAAAAAAUCAAUAUGUUUUAUACUUUAUUAUAUUUAUUAUAUGCACAGUAAUGGUUACAAUGAAUGGGGCUUAGUGGUUAGCACAUUUACCUCGCACCUCCAGGGUUGGGGGUUCAAAUCCCGCAGAGCCUGGAUCCUCUACCUGUGCUUUGGGGGUUUCCUCUGGGUACUCCAGUUUCCUCCCCUAGUCCAAAGACAUGCAUUGUAGGCUGGUAGGCAUUUCCAAAUUGUGUAUGGGUGUGUGAUUGUACCCUGCCUUGUGCCUUGUGUAUAGGAACUAAAUAAUUUACACUUAACUAACCCUAAACCUAUCCUUAAACCACACACACACAAAACAAAAAACAUCAUUUUAGUUUACAGUGUCAUUCAUAAGCCUUAAUUCCCUCAAAUGGAUAAAUCAAAAUAAGGGUAUGCCUUAUAGACAAAAUAAAUGAUGGGAUCUAUUGGAUAAAUGCCAAUUAUUAUGGAGAAAAUAAAUAAACAAGCCACUGCAGCGUUCAACCCAAAACAAGUUUAAAAGCAGCACAUGAUUUAAACAAUAUCUAACAUUAAGCUAUUAGCUAUCUUUAGCUAAGCUCAUCAAUAUUUCAAUCAAUGCUCACUUACUGAGGAACAGAGGCUCUUAUACUGUUACAUUAUACUUGAACCGCUUAUCCAUUGAACAUUCACAGUAUAAGAAGCGAAACUGGUUAUUGUAUAGAGGCUAGUUUGUGAUAUGUUCUAAAUUGUAAUAAUAAUAAUAAUAUAUUGUGUCACUAUUGCAUGCUUUGUAUUAUGUCACUGAUCCAGUUCUACUAAAAGACUUUAAUUUCCAACUAAACUACAUGUAUUAUUUCUUCUUUAUUAAUUUAAUAACAUGCUGUGGAGCAGAGCAGAGUCCACAGGUUUGUAGUCUCAAUCUGCUUCCAUUAGUAUGUUACAAGUCA